AUGGUCUCGCCAAUCACCUGGCUGUGGUCAAUGUUGUCUUUGGUGGUGGCCACCAUCUGUACCUCCAGCCUUUUCCAGCCGUUCUGGUUCCUAAACCUUGAUUUUACUCACUCGUUCGGAAUGUUGGCCUACUGCCAUUUAGAUCAAACUACAAACUCAGAUUAUCUGCAGCAAAUCCCACAAUGUGCCUCUCCUGGACUUCAUGUGUCUUCUACGGUUCCCAGGACACUUACCAUCCCUGUGACCUCUGCCUCUCCUGAGAGCCCUUCGUCGCCUACUGUCUCCAAAUCUUUUGCUCAUCCUGGGACUUCUGUUACUCCUGUGGCACUUGUAGCCCACACCAUUCACUCCAUGCCAGUGUGUCAUAACUACGGCGGCGUGAUGUUACUGGUCUGUUUACUGGUCGCCGGCCUUUUACUCUACCCCAUCGUCCUGUCUUCCGCUUUCUCCGAGUUCCACUGCGGACGACCGAGCGGCGGCAGCUACUUCUGGUCCGGAGACUGCCACAUGGGAUGGAGCUACAUGUUAGCAAUCACGGGAACCAGCCUGUCCGUCUUCUGCCCCUUCCUCUCCCGCUACACUGACAUGAAGGUCGACGAAGUGAACCCCUUUCAACAAAUUACCCAUGUGUAAAGGGACUUGGUGGGGGUUCCUAAAGCUGAAUACCACGUUUGUGUGUGUGUACAGGGUGUCCAUAUAUUAUCUUUACAACUUCCACAUUUCAAAACUUCCAAUUGUAAAGGUAAUUUAUAGAGACUCUGUAUAUCUAUGUAUACAUAUAUACAUAAAUACAUACAUACACACAUACAUACACACACAUACACAUACAUACAUACAUACAUACUACAUACAUACACACACACACAUACAUACAUACAUACAUACAUAUAUGCAUACAUACAUACAUAAAUACAUACAUACAUACAUACAUACAUACAUACAUACAUACAUACAUACAUACCCUGUUGUUGAUGUUGAAACCUGUUCUUUCUCUAUUGGCAAGAAAUUUUGAAAUAAACUGAAUAAUGACAUACAUACAUACAUAAAGAAAAUACCAACAGACAGAGUUGACCAUAUUGAGACCAAUGGGUCCAAAGAAUACUGGUGGGACUCAGAAACUGAAAUAGCCACCAAGUUAAACCACAACCGGUCAGAUAUUGUUGUAUGGGAACACAAGGAAAAGCUAUGUUCUGUUGUGGAAAUCAGCUACCCUCUGGACACGAAUGUGGUUAGAAAAAUACAAAAGAAAGAGACCAUCUAUGGACCAUUGAUGAGGUGUUUGCUGAUCCAGUACCCAAGAUGCACUUUCAGCUUCAUACCUAUUAUUAUUGGAGUAACAGAAUACAAACCGACCUGUCUGGAGCAAAGAAUGGCUCAGCUUGGGAUCUUGGGUAGGGAAUGCAAUUCCUUAAUUCAUAUGCUACAAGUGAUCGUGAUAUCCAGGGCUAUAAAAAUCUCUAAGACCUUUUUAAGAUUUAAAGGAGGAUGGUUUAAACAAGAUAUUUUUAUUCACAACCUUGCUACCAAGUCGGGGGCCAGUCAAAAUUUAGUCUAAAUUAAAAAAGAGAAAGAGAAGAUAUACAUAUUCAUACAUAAACUGCAAAUUAUCAUAUCUGGAAACAUAAAAAUCUGCAAGACUUUCUUAAAAUUUAAAGGUUGAUGGUUAAAACAAAAUACUUUCCUUCACAACCUUGCUACCAAGUCGGGGGCCAGUCAAAAUUUAGUCAAUUAAAAAAGAGAAAGAGAAGAUAUACAUAUUCAUACAUAAACUACAAAUUAUCAUAUCUGGAAACAUAAAAAUCUGCAAGACUUUCUUAAAAUUAAAAGGAUGAUGGUUAAAACAAAGUACUUUCCUUCACAACCUUGUUAAGCAUUGGUUGACUGGUCAGAAUUUACUCCAAAUUUUAAAAGAAAAAAGAGAAAAAUUUAAAAAAUAUAUAUAUAUAUAUAUAUAUAUAUAUAUAUAUAAACAAAGAAGGUGGAACCCUUGGAGUGCCAUGAUGUCACCAAAAGUGUAGAUUGUGUCACAUUUCUGUGGUCAACAGCUGCCCAGAAAUGUCAUCAAGGUACUACUGGCUCACUGGGGAGGGAAUGCAAAUCCUUAAUUCAUAUGCUACAAACAAUCACAAUAUCUGGAAGUAUAAAAACCUGCAACACCUUCCUACGACUUAGAAGAUGAUGAACAAAACAACAUACUUUUCUCCACAACCUUGCCACCAAGCACGUGGCCAGCCAAAAUUUACUCUCAAUUAAAAAGAGAAAGAAAAGAUACAUACAUACAUGUGUGUGUAAAUGUUGAUCAAUGAGAGUGAGUGUUUAACACUGCAUUGUUGGAUACAAAUUCUUUAUUUGUGCUUUGCGACUACCAUUGGUUUCAUGUCAAGAAAAUACAUUGAUACAAAGAUACAUACAUACAUACAUACAUACAUGAUGGCUGUCCACUCGUGACCGAGGAAGACCAUUGCCGACCUUCAGGAACAAUUGUGCGCUCUAGGACUAACUUAUAUUUUGCAUUUGCGGCUCCGUUGGUGGCUAAUGAGCCCUGCUCUUGACAAGCAUACAUGAGUGCAAACAUUGCAGACCAAGCUUUACCCAUUCACUAUACGAGCCGUGCGCUUUCACGCAGCUUGCUUAAGUACAUACAUACAUACAUAUCUGGGACUAUAAAAAUGUGCAAGAUCUUUUGAGAUUUAAAGCAUGAUGAACAAAACAAGAUAGCUUUCUUCAUAACUUUGCUCCCAAGAAAGUGGCCAAUUAAAAUUUGCUCUAAAAUUAAAAACAGAAAGAGAACAACUUACAUAUUUGAAUACAAGACUUAGCCUUACCUUUCUAAAUAACAAUGUUGCCAAGACAAUUUUCAGUUGUAUCUCCAGAUAGAUAUAUCCUGACAAGGACACAGAAUGGAACAGGCACACACCUUUAGAGAUGAAGAAUAUAGGUGGAAUAUUCCAGCAAAGACAGUAGUAGCCCAGUGAAAGUAGAAGAGUUGGCAUUGUUCUAUAGGACAAAGGCUGAGUGGUGAAGAAGUUCGCUUUGGGUUCAGUCCCACGAUGUGGAACCUAGGGUAUAUGUCUUCUACACUAACCUUUAGGCCAACAAAUGCUUUCAGGGAGACAAAAUUUCCAUUCACUGGGCCCCAUUGUUUGAAAGCUCACAGAGUACAUUUAGGAAAAAGCAAAACUCCAAAGUCAUAACCUACUUAAUUAUGUUAUCUUACACAUGUUUCUGUGAAGAUUAUGAUUGAAUUACACAAUCUUGUCUGUUAAAUUUUUGAAAUUCAUACUUCAUCAGUGGUUCAUGUAAGUCUGAACAAACUCUGUGAAGUUUGGUCUUCAUUGUUAGAAAGACCACAGAGUACAUAAAAGUAAAAGCAAAACUCCAGAGUCACGAUCCAUAUAAUUAUGUUAUCUUACAUGUCUCUGUGAAGAUUACAAUUGAAUUAUGCAAUCUUCACCUGGUAGAUUUUCUAAACGCACACUUCGUCAGAGAUUCAUAUUAGUAUGAACAUUCGCUAUGUUCUUUGUAAUAAUGCAGACCAAUGAAUGGAAACUUGGACAAUAAUACAAGAGUUCUCUUUGCAGUUUUCUCUUUCAGUAUACCAGGAUACACAGAGUUCUAAAUACUGGUUAUAUGUCAUGUAAUUUCAAUUUAAAUUGCACUAUGUAAGAUUUUCUGCUUGACAUAACAUAAUAUGCCUGAUGGUUUGGGUAAACAUGGCCUCUAAAUUUAUUUUAAAUUAAUUUAAUUUAAUUAUGUACCACAAUUAUUUAAUUAUAGAAUCAAUGAUGUUUAUCCUAAUGAAACAGCUGUUGACACCAAUAAAAUUUGAA
This is a messenger RNA of Octopus bimaculoides (California two-spot octopus), 3830 nucleotides long. RefSeq lists its product as uncharacterized. NCBI's taxonomy places the organism in Eukaryota, Metazoa, Mollusca, Cephalopoda, Octopoda, Octopodidae. The record is from RefSeq and is a predicted model, not a curated record. Gene Ontology annotation, cellular component: membrane.